AUUUUCGUUGGUGUUGGUGGCGGAAGGAUGGACAAAUUUCUCUUGAAAAACUCACAGGAUGGACAAGACAGCAGCAUUGAGGCAAUUGAGGAGGACAACCAGCUAGCAAAAAGGCAGCGAGUCGGAAGAUCAUCGGUGUGGGGCCAUUUCGAAAAAAUAAACAACGGUAUGUCGGCAAAGUGUCGCUCUUGCGGCAAAAUGUAUAAGACGAGCGGAAAUACCUCAAAUUUAUUUGACCACCUGAAGCGUGCGCAUCCCGGUCAGCGUGUUAACGAUUUGCCAAUCACUUCUGGUAAAAUAGAUACAUAUUUAAACACAACAUAUGAAUCUACGUCAAAGCGCAAACAAGAGCUUGAUUCAGGACUCAUAAAAUUUGUAGCUCAAGGCAUGCAACCUUUUUCUAUAGUUGAGGAUCCUGAGUUUCGCGACUUUAUCAAACUAUUCCACCCACGCUACAAACUACCGUCGCGGACUACCCUCUCUAAUGUCAUGAUGACAAAUUUAUUUGAUGAGCAGAAACCGAAAUUAAAAAAUUUGCUCAGCAAAAUAAAUCACUGUGCCAUCACAACUGAUAUGUGGACGUCCCUGGCAAAUGAAUCUUAUAUGACAGUCACAUGGAAACUAAAUAUAGUCUAA
Molecule: messenger RNA, 636 nt
Organism: Anastrepha obliqua
Lineage: Eukaryota; Metazoa; Arthropoda; Insecta; Diptera; Tephritidae
Product: E3 SUMO-protein ligase ZBED1-like
Exons: 2
Coding region: 28-636 (202 amino acids)
Molecular function (GO): DNA binding
Source: RefSeq, a predicted model, not a curated record